This is a messenger RNA of Candida tropicalis MYA-3404, 2946 nucleotides long. RefSeq names its product ssRNA exonuclease (gene RAT1). Gene Ontology annotation, biological process: nuclear-transcribed mRNA catabolic process. Gene Ontology annotation, molecular function: RNA binding; 5'-3' RNA exonuclease activity. Lineage: Eukaryota; Fungi; Ascomycota; Pichiomycetes; Serinales; Debaryomycetaceae. The transcript has a single exon. The record is from RefSeq and is a predicted model, not a curated record. Gene Ontology annotation, cellular component: nucleus. The coding region runs from base 1 to 2946 and encodes 981 amino acids.
AUGGGGGUUCCAGCUUUAUUUAGAUGGUUAUCUAGGAAAUAUCCCAAAAUUAUUUCCCCAGUUAUUGAAGAAGAAGACCAUGAGAUUGGAGGAGCAAGAUAUGAAGAUCCGAAUCCAAAUGGAGAAAUUGAUAAUUUAUAUUUGGAUAUGAAUGGUAUUGUUCAUCCAUGUUCCCAUCCUGAACAUAAAAAAGCCCCUGAAACUGAAGAUGAAAUGUUUUUAGAUAUUUUCAAGUAUACUGAUCGUGUAUUGAUGAUGGCUAGACCAAGAAAAGUUUUAAUGAUUGCAGUUGAUGGGGUUGCACCAAGAGCUAAAAUGAAUCAACAACGUGCAAGAAGAUUUAGAGCUGCUCAAGAUGCUAAAUUGAAAAGUCACCAAUUAGAAAUCGAAGUUAAAGAAAGAGAAAUGAGAGGUGAAGUUAUUGAUGAUGCGAUUAAAGGGAAAAAGCAAUGGGAUUCAAAUGCAAUUACUCCUGGUACUCCAUUUAUGGACAGAUUAGCAGAAGCAUUGAGAUAUUGGGUAGCAUAUAAAUUAGCCAAUGAUCCUGGUUGGGCUAAUUUACAAGUAAUUAUUAGUGAUGCUACUGUUCCAGGGGAAGGUGAACAUAAGUUGAUGAAUUUUAUUCGUUCUCAAAGAUCAGAUCCUCAAUAUGAUCCAAAUACUAAACAUUGUAUAUAUGGUUUGGAUGCCGAUUUGAUUUUCUUGGGAUUGGCUACUCAUGAACCUCAUUUUAGAGUAUUAAGAGAAGAUGUUUUUGCUAAACAAGAAAAGAAAUUCACCAUUCGUGAUCAAAUUGCCGAAGCUACUUCAGAUGCUGUUAAAACUAAAACAGAAGACAGAAAGCCAUUCUUGUGGUUACAUGUUAGUGUUUUAAGAGAGUACCUUCAAGUGGAAUUAUAUGCACCAAGAAUGCCAUUUCCAUUCCAAUUAGAAAGGGCUAUUGAUGAUUGGGUUUUCCUUUGUUUCUUUGCUGGUAAUGAUUUUUUGCCUCACUUACCAAGUUUGGAUGUUAGAGAUAAUGGUAUUGAUACAUUAGUUCAAUGUUGGAAGAGAAGUUUAGGUAGACUUAAGGACUAUGUCACUUGUGAUGGUAAACUUAAUCUUGAAAGUGUUGAAGUAUUAAUGAGUAAUUUGGCCACUAAAGAAGAUGAAAUUUUCCAAAGAAGACGUGCUCAAGAACAAAGAAGAGAAGAUGCCAUUAAAAGAAGAAAAAAAGCUAUUGAUCAAGAAAAAGCACUCAAGGAUAUCUAUUUACCUACUGUUUCUAAAGGUAAAGAUAAGGCUCCGUUAACUGCUGAUACAAAUAUGCCAUUGAUGGAUACAAAGGGAAAUAUUGUUGAAGGGUAUGCCAAUUUGACAAAUAGCGAUAUCGUACAAAAUCAAGCUAUAAUAACUAAAGCAAACAUGGCCAAUAGUGAAGCUGCUGCACAAUUGAAGAAAUUGAUUGAUUCCAAAAAGACUCAAGUAAGCACAGUUCAAGACCAAAUUGAUUCUGAACAAAUGACACCUUCUGAUUCAUCAUCUAUGCCAACAUCAGAAUCAGAAAUAGAAACACCAACUACAGUUGAUGAAGAUUCCAAGAAGAGAAAACAUAAGGAUGUUGAUGAAGAGAUUGGAACACCAGAUGAUAUUAAACUAUAUGAACCAGGUUAUCACAAGCGUUAUUAUGAAAUAAAAUUCCAUUGUAAAUCAGAUGAAGAGAUUGAGAAAAUGAGAAGAGAAGUAGUAGCACAUUAUGUUGAAGGUAUUGCAUGGGUAGCUUUGUAUUAUUAUCAAGGAUGUCCAUCAUGGAAAUGGUAUUUCCCAUAUCAUUAUGCACCUUUUGCUGCUGAUUUCACAAACUUGCAAGAAUUAUUUCCUAAUGGUAUUAAAUUUGAAUUGGGUCAACCAUUUAGACCAUUUGAACAAUUGAUGUCCGUUUUACCAGCUGCCUCAGGGCAUGCUUUACCAAAAGUUUUCCGUGAAUUGAUGUCUAAUCCAGAUAGUGAGAUUAUUGAUUUCUAUCCAGAAGAGUUUGAGAUUGAUAUGAAUGGGGCCAAAAUGAGUUGGCAAGGUAUUCCAUUAUUACCAUUUAUUGAUGAAAAAAGAUUAUUGGAUGCUGUUCAAAAACAAUAUGAAUUAUUAACACCGGAAGAGAAGGAUAGAAACACUAAUAAAAAAGCAGAAUUAUUCAUUUCCCCAGCCAAUAAAAAUUAUCCAAAAUUUAUGGAAUCAUUAUAUAAAGAUGAAAAAGACAAGGUUGAUUUCAGAUAUGGUAAAAGUGGCUUAGCGGGAACCGUUGUUAAAUUAGAUGCAUUUAAACCAGAAGGAAUUUUUAAAUUUCCAUUAAACGAAGGACAUAUGCCGAAUGUUGAUAAUAAAGAAUAUUUCCAAGCUACCUAUGAAUUCCCAAAAAAGAAAGCAGGAAAAUCAAUGAUUUUGAAUGGUCAUAUACCAGCUAUACCUGCAUUAUCAACCGCGGAUAAAAAUGAUCUUAUUUAUCAAUUGGAUAGAUUUAAUAAUAAUCGUAGAAAUGGGCCAAAUGGAGGUAAUAGAUUUAAUUCAGUUCAAGACAAUGCAGGAUAUGUGAAUAAAGGACCAGCAGGUAAAGAAAUAUUUAAAACUUAUUCUAUGAGAAGAGGAGGAUAUAGGUCAUAUUUACAAUAUUUGGCAAAUGGGAAACAUCCAGAUAGUCAACUGCAACAACAUCCACUACAACAACAACAAAGACAUCAACAAUACCAAGGUCCAAAUGUUCAACGAUACAACAACAAUAAUGGUUAUCAAGGAGGGUAUAAUAAUAAUUAUAACAAUAAUUAUAAUAAUAGAGGAUAUAAUGCUGGAUAUACUAAUACUAGUCGAUUCCAAGGUGUUAGUAAUAAUAACCAUUACAAUAGCAAUUAUAAUAAUAGUGGAUAUCAAGGAGCUAAAAGAACUGGUUUCCUUCCACCAAAGCCUCCAAGUUAA